GCAUCAGCUCAAGACGACGCUGUCAACGUUUUCUAUUUACUAUCUUGUCUAGUUGUCAAGGUAAAAAAGACAAAAGUAUUUAUUAUAAUAUUAAUUUAUCCUGCCAAUAAUAAUAGUAAUCAUCAUCAUUCAAGCAUAAUGGAUAUUAUUAAAUUUGAUGCUACAGAAGAGCAAAAAGUUGAAGAUGUUGUUGAUGAUAUGGAUGACCCAAUGCUACCAGAUUUGAUAAAUUCACUCAACAAUGAGUGUUUAAUUAAAAUAUUCAUGAAUCUUUCAAUACUUGAAAGGCUUAAAAUUGAAAAAGUAUGUAAACGAUGGGAAUAUUUAAGUCAAUUAAUUUGGUAUGAUGUUAAAGAACUUGAUACCAAAAGAUUGGCUGACAUUGACAAAGAUUAUUUUAUAUGCCAAACAGAUGUUGCAUUGUUAUUACAACAUUGUGGUAAUCACUUGAUGAAAUUGGUUCUUUCUCCAAUUUGUGAUUCAAAAAUAAUGUCAUACAUCACUGAGUACUGCUUGAAUCUUAUUCAUCUUGAACUUGAUUUAGCUCAUAUAAAUGAGAGUGAUUUUGUUGAAGCAUUUUCAUCACUGAAACGUUUGAAUGUCAUUAAAAUAUUGGAGCAUAAAUUUGAAACAAGAAAUACAUUUGGUAAUCAACCAAAAAUAUUAAACAGUUUACCAGAAGAAAUUAUUGAAAUUCAUAUAUUAUCAAGUGGCAUUGCAAUUCCUUUGUCAGUUCAAUUUCUAUCAAGUCUUGAAAAAUUUAAUCGUCUAAGUUAUCUUACACUUCGACAUUUUGAACUUGAUGAAAUUACAAUGCAAGAAAUAAAUCAAAAAAAUACAUUGGUUAAUUUGGAUCUAACUGGAUGUAGUUUGAGAAAUUCAUUUGAUAUUUCUAAUCUUCGAAGAUUAGAAAGUUUAACAUUAGAAUGGGUUGCUGGUGUUGAUACAGUUUUAACAGCCAGUAUUGCAAUCGGAUGUGGGAAUUUAAAAUAUCUCAACAUGACAAAUUGCUCAACUGUUACAGAGACUGCUCUUCAAGAAAUAGCAAAGCUUGAAAAUUUAGAAAAAUUAAUUAUAAGCAAUGUUUCAAUGGCUCAAGAUGACAUGUUUGAACAAUUUUUUCAACUAAAAUAUUUAGAUUGUUUUGGUUGUUGUGACAUAACUGAUGUUGGCUUGAAAAAAGUUUUGGAAAAAUGCUCAAUGCUUGAGUAUUUAGAUGCUACUGAAACUGGUGCAACUAUUGAAACUAUUAAAACUGCUGCGACAAUGACUAAAUAUCGUCAAAAUGAUAUUAUUUUGGAAAUCACAUUGAGCUCAUCAGUUGUUGAAGAGUACAAUUCAUUAGAGACAAUUGUAACAUCAAACUAUUUGAAAAUUGUAACAAGCAAAGAAGGUAAUAUUGAACCAGGUGAAUAUGGAGAACCUGAUAAUGUUGGUGUCCAGAAAAUCGACUGGUAUCAUGAUGAAGACGAUUUUGAUGAUUGCUGUGAAAUUGAUGACGAUGGUUUCGAAUUGUAUUAACAAAAUCAUCAAUAUUAUAUUUCUUUAAUGUACUUUUAUAUUUGUAUAAGAAAAUAUUUCUUGUUUAUAUCAUUAUUUCUUUUUUUGCGUUAAAAUAAAAAUAUUAAUAGAAGAA
This is a messenger RNA of Aphidius gifuensis, 1636 nucleotides long. RefSeq lists its product as uncharacterized. Gene Ontology annotation, molecular function: protein binding. Lineage: Eukaryota; Metazoa; Arthropoda; Insecta; Hymenoptera; Braconidae. Gene Ontology annotation, biological process: SCF-dependent proteasomal ubiquitin-dependent protein catabolic process. Gene Ontology annotation, cellular component: SCF ubiquitin ligase complex. Bases 139 to 1521 code for a protein of 460 amino acids. The transcript has 4 exons. The record is from RefSeq and is a predicted model, not a curated record.